Molecule: messenger RNA, 3338 nt
Organism: Octopus sinensis (East Asian common octopus)
Lineage: Eukaryota; Metazoa; Mollusca; Cephalopoda; Octopoda; Octopodidae
Product: zinc finger protein 271-like
Exons: 2
Coding region: 685-2490 (601 amino acids)
Source: RefSeq, a predicted model, not a curated record
CAGACAGAUUAUGGGGUACCACAUUGUAGUUUGCCUGGAGGCAAAAAUAUUUGUGACAUCUUUUCAAAAGGAAUGAGAGGAAAAAGAACUGAAGCAAGAGUGAGCGGCUGGAAAGCGGUAAUACGACAUACGCAUGCGCACUGAACUUCAUUCCCUUUAACCGUUCCAAAUUUUUCACUGUUUAAUGAAUUCCUCUUAAUCAAGCACCACGCACUUUUAUUUGACCAUUUCUCGUCCACCACAAACACUGUUAUAAUACAUUUCCCAACAAUUCUACACACUUAGAAUAAAGUUCACAACUACCACACACAGAGUUAUAACAACAUUUCUAAUAACAGAUGACAUUGGCAUAACAGAAAAUGCACCUUCAAACCAUUCUAUCUUUUAAAUGCUAUAUGGAAGAGACAGCUAGCAUUAUUUCUAUAAAUUCAUUGUAAAAUUCCAAUGACAUUUUGCUCUGAACUGAGAUUAUUAGCAAAAUUUCUGUGUCAUAAUCUGGAGUGUAUACAAAGUGAGUUUGUGUGCUAAUAAAACUUGGAUAAAUUUUCAGAAGUUUUUAGAUAAAAGGAAAAUUGGACAGAAAUACAGCAGCUGAAAAAAUAGCAACGAUUAAAGAAUAGGAACAAAAAAUAUAUAGAAAUAUAGACAUAUUAUUAUUUCAGAAAUAAAUAUUGCAAAAACUAGAUGAAUUUUUCUGUUGGAGACAUGCCUAAAGACAGAGGAAAGCCAUCAUGUGAAUUUAAUAUCUGUGAAAAGUCAUUCUCUGAAAAUGGUAACCUAACAAAACGUAAGUGCAAUAAUACAAGGAAGAAGCAAUUUUGCUGCAAUAUCUGUGGGAAAUCAUUCUCUUUACGUAGUAGUUUAACAUUUCACCAACGAGUUCAUACGGAAGAGAAGCCAUAUGGAUGUGAUAUCUGUGGCAAAUCCUUCUCUCAGAAUGAUAACGUAACUAGACACAAACGUACCCAUACAGGAGAGAAGCCAUAUCACUGUGGUAUUUGUGGUAAAUCAUUCUCUCGAAGUGAUGCUUUCAUAUCUCACAAGCGUGUUCAUACAGGAGAGAAACCAUAUUGCUGUAAUAUCUGUGGUAAAUCAUUCACUCAAGGUUCUGACUUAACUAAACACAAACGAAUUCAUACAGGAGAGAAGCCAUAUCACUGUGAUGUCUGUGGUAAAUCAUUUUCUUUGUCAUCAAGCGUAACUAAACACAAACGUAUUCAUACAGGAGAGAAACCAUAUAAGUGUGGCAUUUGUGGUAAAUCUUUCACCCGAAAUACUUCAUUAACUUCUCACAAACGGAUUCAUACGGGAGAGAAGCCAUAUAAGUGUGAUAUUUGUAGUAAAUCAUUUUCUCGACUUGACUACUUCACUGCACACAAGCGUGUACAUACAGGAGAAAAGCCAUAUCAGUGUAAUAUCUGUGGUGAAACAUUCAGUGUAAGUUGUAGCUUACAAUCACACAAACGUAUUCAUACAGGAGAGAAGCCUUAUCACUGUGAUAUCUGUGGUAAAUCAUUCCAUCACAAUAAUGCUUUAAAAGUACAUAAAUCUAUUCAUACAGGAGAGAAGCCAUAUAACUGUGAUAUCUGUGGUAAAUCAUUCUCUCAAAAGAAUAAUUUAAAUAAACAUAAGCGUAUUCACACAGGAGAGAGGCCAUACAGUUGUGAUUUCUGUGGUAAAUCAUUUCCUCAAAAUAUUCAAUUAACAUCUCACCAACGUAUUCAUACAGGAGAGAAGCCAUAUCAGUGUAAUAUCUGUGGUAAAUCAUUCUCUGUAAGCAGUGCUUUGAAUUCUCACAAACGUAUUCAUACAGGAGAGAAGCCAUACCAGUGUGAUAUCUGCAAUAAAUAUUUUUCGCACAGUAACAAUUUGACUAUUCACAAACGUAUUCAUACAGGAGAGAAACCAUUUCAGUGUGAUGUCUGUAAGAAGUCAUUCUCUGACAGUCGUAGUUUAAGAACACACAAGUAUAUUCAUACAGGAAAGAAGCCAUAUAAGUGUGAUAUUUGUGGGAAGUCAUUCUCUCAAAGUAGUAAUUUGAAGUCACACAGGCGUAGUCACACAGGGGAGAAGCCAUAUCAGUGUAAUAUCUGCAGUAAAUCAUUCGCUGUAAGUUCUGGCUUAACAAUACACAAGCGUAUUCAUACAGGAGAGAAACCAUAUCAGUGUGAUAUUUGUAAGAAGUCAUUCUCUGACAGUAGUAGUUUAAUAGUACAUAAGCGUAGUCACACUGGUGAGAAGCCAUAUCAGUGUGAUAUCUGUGGUAAAUCAUUCUCUUUAAGUAGUCACUUAACAAUACAUAAGCGUGCUCAUACAGGAGAGAAACCAUAUCAGUGUGAUAUCUGUGGUAAAUCAUUCUCUUUAAGUAGUCGCCUAACAAGACAUAAACGUACUCAUACAGGGGAGAAGCCUUAUAAAUGUGAUAUUUGUAGCAGAUCAUUUUCUCAACUUAGUAAUUUAAGAGUACACAAAUGUCCUCAUACAGGAUAGAAGCCACAUCACUGAUAUUUGUGGUAAAUCAUUCUCUCAAGGUCAUGGCUUAUCUAGACACAUAUGUAUCCAGUUGAAAGUGUAACUGUAUCAAUGUGGAACUUCUUUAUUUCAUAUAAUUUGCCAAAAGGGCAUCACACAGAUGGAAGCUUCGCGGGCUGGACACGGACAUUGAUGGUAUGAAUGAUGAUGGGAGAAGAGGAAAAGCGCCCGCUGACUUUUGCUUCUCUAAAACAAUGUUCUUUUUUCCCUUUUCCCCAAAGACACAAUGAGGCAAUAAACCUCUUACUUAACACAAUGUUCAGAAUUCUUUUUUCUUUGUUUAAAACACACAAAAAGUCACAUUUUCUAGACUCGUUCAGGUUAUCCGGCCGACCAGUAUCCUUGCUUCUUUGAAGCAUGCACCCGGUUCCAGGCCGGACCACACAGGUAUAUAUUUAUAGGAGCAAUGUGGAAUUUCUUAACAACCAAAAAACAUUUAAGUACCCACCUGAAAUGAGGUGGGCUUAGCUUUGUGAACUUUACCCAUGACAACAACCAAGCCACCCAUCAUUGGCUCUCUUUCUGAGGUUGUCUUUUACAGCUGUUUGAACUUUUAAUGAUGCCAACCUUUUUUUAUUUUCUGCUUACCACAUGAAGGAAUAUGGUUUAGUGUCAAAUUUCUUUCUUUCUAUGAAAAUUUAAAAACAAACACCGUCUUCUAUAAUUAAAUGUAUGUACAUUGGAAAAGAAAUAUAACAGUGUGUGAUAAGAGCCUUCCCACACUCUAUGUUUUAUAUUAACUCAACUAAACACUGUUGAGAUAACUUACCUCUGUAAUAGUUUUAAUAAAAGCAAUUUCCUCCAGA